Molecule: messenger RNA, 1395 nt
Organism: Malassezia pachydermatis
Lineage: Eukaryota; Fungi; Basidiomycota; Malasseziomycetes; Malasseziales; Malasseziaceae
Product: argininosuccinate lyase
Exons: 2
Coding region: 1-1395 (464 amino acids)
Cellular component (GO): cytosol
Molecular function (GO): argininosuccinate lyase activity
Source: RefSeq, a predicted model, not a curated record
AUGUCGGGCGAAGACUUUACGAAGAAAAAGUUGUGGGGCGGCCGCUUUACUGGCGAGACGGACCCAGUCAUGCAUGCGUUUAAUGAGUCUCUGUCAUACGACAAGCGCAUGUGGGCGCAGGAUAUUCGUGGCUCGCAGGCGUAUGCUCGUGCCCUGGUAGGCUGCGGGAUCCUCACCUCCGACGAGGCCUCGCAAAUCGUCGACGGACUUUCGCGCGUUGGUGAAGAGUGGAAGAAUGGCAACUUCAAGGCUGCACCUGAAGACGAAGAUAUUCAUACGGCGAAUGAGCGUCGCUUGAAAGAGCUCAUUGGCCCUGUUGCUGGUAAGCUCCACACGGGUCGUAGCCGGAAUGAUCAGGUCGCGACAGAUAUGCGCAUGUGGAUGCUCGACGAGGUCGAUGCUAUGGUAUCGUUGAUGAAGGAGCUACUGAGUGUCAUGGCGAAGCGUGCUGAGCAGGAAAUCGAUGUGUUGAUGCCUGGCUACACGCAUCUGCAGCGUGCGCAGCCGAUCCGGUGGUCGCAUCUACUCCUGUCCCAUGCAACAUACUUUGCCUCGGAUCUCGAGCGUCUGCGUGCUAUGCGCCCGCGCGUAUCAAUGCUACCGCUCGGUGCUGGUCCACUGGCUGGCAAUCCGUUCGCGGGCUUGGACCGAGAGGCACUCGCAAAGGAUCUCGGCUUCGACAGUGUGGGACCGAACAGCAUGCACAGUGUGUCGGACCGUGACUUUGUGGUCGAGAUGCUCAUGUGGGCGUCGCUGUUCUCUGUGCAUGCAAGCAAGAUUGCGGAGGAUCUGAUUAUUUACUCGUCGUCCGAGUUUGGGUUUGUGCAGCUUAGUGAUGCGUACAGCACAGGCUCGUCGAUCAUGCCGCAAAAGAAGAAUCCUGACAGUUUGGAGCUGCUGCGUGGUAAGAGCGGUCGUCUGUUUGGCCACAUGAGCGGCUUUAUGAUGUCCAUCAAGGGUAUCCCCUCGACGUACAACAAGGAUAUGCAAGAGGACAAGGAGCCGCUCUUCGACGCUGUCGACACAACGAAGGCGUGCCUGCAGAUCCUUACUGGUGUGCUAAGCACCAUGUCGAUCAAUGCGCCCAAGAUGCGCGCUGCGCUUACGACAGAUAUGCUGGCGACGGACUUGGCUGACUACCUGGUGCGCAAGGGCAUCCCCUUCCGUGAGACGCACCACAUUUCCGGCUCGGCCGUCAAGAUGGCCGAGGACCGCAAGUGUGAGCUUUCCGACCUAAGUCUCGCGGAUCUGCGUACACUGCACCCUGCCUUUGACGAGGAUGUGACGCUCGUCUGGGAUCCUGAGCAAAGUGUGGAACGCCGCAACGCUAUUGGCGGCACAAGUCGCCGUGCGGUGCACGAGCAGGUGGAGCGCCUGCUGGCGCAGCUUUCGUAG